UGACGUAGUACACAUAGGAAGUGCUCGUCUGGAAGAUGGAAAAACGACUGUAAACAGAAUUUCAUUUCUUUUUAAAUGAUGGUAAGGACAGUGCAACUUUUGAAGUUAUCAAUCUUGAGAUAAAACCUCACAAUGAUAAUGUGAUGGACAUUGAUGUAAUCACACUGACUGUGUAUGCAGGUUAUGUAACAGGAGAAAGAGCAAUGCACGGCCAGAUUGGGAUUCAAACCAAGUGCUCUCCCAACGGUACUCUAAACCGACGCUCUACCAACGGUACUCUAAACCGACGCUCUACCAACGGUACUCUAAACCGAGGCUCUACCAAUUGAGCUACCUGAUUGCCAACAAUUUGCCUAGUCCAGUUCUGCCACAGUUAUUUAUAAAAUAAAAUUUAUAAAAAAAAAAAGAAUAUAACCAAUGUAAUUCCUGGGACUGCAGAUUACUUAUGACAGUCAAGUAGUCUACUGAUCGAACUGAAAGAAAAUUCUUCCUGUCAGAGCCAAUAACAAAUAUCAAGAUGGUUCAUUGCUGUGAAAUUAGCCGUAUGUCUAAAUCAAUAAUGUUCAUUUUCUUCAGAAGUCCUCAACCUGAAGAAUGAUGUCUCAGGUAGAACAGGUACCAGCUCCCUCUGGUCACUUCGGGUCACCAGAUAGCUCUGCAGGGACUCCGGACAGUUUCAACUAUGAGACCAAAUUUAUAGUCCUAAACUUCAUUAGUCGCAACCCUCACAGAUCUAUAAGUCCAAGGAGUGCCAAUGGUGGUACUCCACUUACAAGUACUUCAGAUUCAGAUCAUCAUCUCCAUGGCAGAAAAAGUGCAUCAAAAUCUAUGCCACCAUCUCCACCAAAAAGACACAAGCCCAGGCUUACUGAUUUUAGAGGGGCAUAUCAGAGAGUGUCAGAGGACAACAUUCACUACAAACAUCAACGACACAGAACAUUCCACACUGAUUUGGCUGCCACUGGUAAUGGGAGUGAUUACCAGAUGAGACAGAGAGUUUCUGAGGACAACAUCAGUCACAAACACAAUAAAUCACAUGCCUCUUUUGAGGAGGACCCUAGUCUGGAAUCUUCUUCAUUCUCAAUGAAAAGGCAUGCCAAGCACCAUCAACAAAUGUCAGCCUCUGCAAAUGAUGUGAAUCAUGAAGACAAAUCUUUCCAAGGUAGUUCUGGCAUAGAUGCUGGCUUAAACCAUGAGUCUGGUAAUGGUUUAGAUAGGGAGACACCGCUAAGUCGAAGCUUGAUGUCCCCAGCUCAGUACAGACAAUACACCAUGUCCAAAAUGGGGAGUGAGGUGAGUGGGGACUACAGUUACACUAGUGAUGCAGAUGACGAGGGUGAGGACACCUCGGGUGGGUCAAGUCUGUGGGGGAGUACAGGGGGACUGAGUGGUCUGCGGGGGAGUGUAGACCUGCACCAGGUGGUAUCUAGACUACCCACAGUGCAGAGCGAAUCGGAAAUGGAAAAUGAAACUGUCAUUGACUCUACCACAAUAUACUCUACUAUAGAUGGCACAAACAAUGUGUUUGAGACAGGGGUGCAGUCUAUUGAUAAUUCUCUGUUAGAUGUUAGGACCAGGUCAGCGUGUAAUCUUAGUGACAUCGACUUAGAAAUUGAUUAUGGGGAUUUAGACAGCACAUAUGAAAAUGAUCCAGCAGUUUCCACCAGUAUUUCUCUUGAGGCCAGCAGUAGCAACACCAGUGGGAUAAAAACACUCGACCGCUCUAAGCUAAGAUUGAACAUCGAUGAAUCACAGUCCUGGGCUAACUCUAAGGCUGCCCGCUAUGAGGCUGUGGCACGAUCCCUGAGGUCUGAGAUUGAGGACGAAAUGACAUCACUGGAAUCAGAAGUAGAAGAGGCUAUCAAAAGACAUGUGAUUCCUUCAAACCAUUCCCCUUUUAUGACGCCCAUGACACCCCAGACCCAGGCGGCGAAGGUCCUUGCCCGGAUUGGUGAUGAGGUGAUGGACCAGUAUGAAGAGCAGUUGGACAAAUCUGUGGCUGCUCUAAUGCAGUACAGUCAAAACCUCACCUAUGACACCUUUUGUGAUGUUGCUAAAGAUGUCCUUGACCGUGACCUUCCAGAAAUGAAACAGGUGGCCCUGUUGAUGGUGUACAGCCAGAAGGCAGCAUGGCGACUAGUGGAGAGUGGAAACCAGGGGAUCGGGAACCUUGUGGAUUAUACAGCCAGACUAGUAGCUGAUCGUGCUGCAGACUUCAUCAUCAAGCAUGGUGGAUGGGGUGCAAUAGUGAGCUCCUCUGAUUCCAAUUUGUCCUCCGACUCACUGGAUGAUGUGUCUCCACUUCACACAUUUGAAGAUCUAUCCGUAGCAUCACCUGUUCCCAAUUCUAUUGGGCACAUGAACUCUGACCCUGGUGAUAUCUCAGCUGUGGACCAACCCCUAGCAGACCCUGUACUGGACUCAUCAGUAAAUAACAAUUCUUACACAGAGAAUCAGAGGCUUAUCACUGCAGAACUACCCCAGUUACCAGCAGGACUUGUUGAUCCCAGCAGUUCUUCUAGUGAUGAGGAUGAUCAGCAAGGUCAGGGUCAUCCCGUAGUUCCAUGGUACCACUGGUUUGUUAUACCAGAGCAUGUAGCAAUGUUGUCUUGUACAGUGGCUGCUAUAGGGCUGGGGCUCCUGCUAUCUAAUACAAGGUAGGUUACAGCAAAGGAUUCUGGUGUUUGCUAUUAGUGCUCUUUAGGUAAGAGCAUACAGCUGGGACUUUUUCUAUCUAAUACUGGGUAGGGUUAAGUAUACAGCUGAGUCUUUUUCUAUCUAAUUCUGGGUAGGGUUAAGUAUACAGCUGGGCCUUUUUCUAUCUAAUACUGGGUAGGGUUAAGUAUACGGCUGAGUCUUUUUCUAUCUAAUACUGGGUAGGGUUACGUAUACAGCUGGGACUUUUUCUAUCUAAUGCUGGGUAGGGUUAAGUAUACAGCUGGGACUUUUUGUAUCUAAUACUGGGUAGGGUUAAGUAUACAGCUGGGACUUUUUCUAUCUAAUACUGGGUAGAAUUAAGUAUACAGCUGGGACUUUUUCUAUCUAAUACUGGGUAGGGUUAAGUAUACAGCUGGGACUUUUUCUAUCGAAUACUGGGUAGGGUUAAGUAUACAGCUGGGCCUUUUUCUAUCUAAUACUGGGUAGGGUUAAUUAUACAGCUGGGACUUUUCUAUCUAAUACUGGGUAGGGUUAAGUAUACGGCUGAGUCUUUUUCUAUCUAAUACUGGGUAGGGUUAAUUAUACAGCUGGGACUUUUCUAUCUAAUACUGGGUAGGGUUAAGUAUACAGCUGGGACUUUUCUAUCUAAUACUGGGUAGGGUUAAGUAUACAGCGUGGACUUUUUCUAUCUAAUACUAGCUAUGCGGGAUUAAUCUACAUGUCCCAUUUUAUACACAAAGCCCAGUAUUACAUUAAAACUAUAAGUGAAGUUGUUGUAAACAGUUCUUUGAAAAUCUCACUAAGAUGUAUCAAAAUUUUAGGAUUUAUGUUGAGAUUUAUUUAAAUGAAGUGUUUGUGUUCAGCAUAAUAGGCAAAGUGUGAGAUAUAGAAAUUGUUAAGGAAAUAAAUCAUGUGCAUCUAUGGGUUUUUUUUAUUAAGUUUUUUGGAAAUUUGAUUCACAAUAGAAUGUGAUGGCCCAAUGGCAUAUUUUGAUUAAGUUAUAAAUAUGUGUAAUAUAUUUCUGUUCGUGUCAGUUGAAAGACCUCUCAAGCAAGAAAUACACCUUGAUAUAAUGUGUGCUGUAUUAUGAUAAUGGCAGUGGUAUUUUUGCAAUUUUUACAAUAAGAAUAAUCUACAAAUUCAACAUGGUCGUGAUUUUAAACUUAACUACUAAUUAAGGAACACUGCAGACCCGUAAAAAAAGUUAUAAACUUGAAUAAACAGUAGAUAUUUGUUUAUUUUCACAUAACUGCAAAAAUAUCAACAUCAAAGAAAUAUAUAAAUAUACAGUGAGUGUCAUAUUUAAGGGCAGAGUUAGUGUGUUGUUAAUCUAUACAAUUAAUAUAACUCACUGAUAUUUAGUCUUCAUGUUAAACAUGACUAAGGAUGGGUAAAACUUUAUUAUGAUAUUAUUUAAAUGUAUAACAAUGAUGUUUUUAAUAUGCUUUAAAUCUGUGUAACAGAACAGUCAUUCUGAAAUGUUGUCUGUGAUCUGUGUAAGAUAUUGGGAUGAUCUCAUGCUCAACACAUCAGAACUAGUGCUAGUAGGUAAUCUUGUUUGCCACACAUUUUGUUUUCUACAGAUCAUUGAAUGUCAUUUAGCUAUUGUGUAAUAGGAUCCUAACUGUAAUUUGUAUUUAUUGUACAUAUUUCUCCUGUAAAGAGAAAGUAAUUAUCUAAUACUUAAUAGAGAUAUACCACAACUUUUAUGAUUGUUUUGUGAAAUGGACCAAGUCUGUGUAAAAUAAGAACUCUCAGGUGUUGUAUGACCGGUAUGUUGGAAACUGGUAAGCACAUUAUAGUCAUCUAUCCGCCAGUCUUGUUCAGCUAUAUUGUAUGUAAUGGGAAUCAAAGGGUUGACCAAAUCAAAUUUUCUAUUUUUGUGUCUUUUUUGUGUCUUUUUAAAUAUCUUUUUAUAUAUUUAUAUGCUGCCUUCAUUUGUCCAUUAUUCACUGUGUGUAAAUACCCUUGAGCACAAUUGUUAUGGUCCAAUCCAAUGGUGUUUGGUAAAGCAGUUUUUAGCUCACCUGCCGGAAGGGCAAGUGAGCUUAUGCCAUGGUCCGGCGUCCGUCAACUUUUCCUAAA
Molecule: messenger RNA, 4743 nt
Organism: Mizuhopecten yessoensis (Yesso scallop)
Lineage: Eukaryota; Metazoa; Mollusca; Bivalvia; Pectinida; Pectinidae
Exons: 5
Coding region: 595-2661 (688 amino acids)
Biological process (GO): regulation of apoptotic process; apoptotic process
Cellular component (GO): mitochondrion
Source: RefSeq, a predicted model, not a curated record